This is a messenger RNA of Nerophis lumbriciformis (worm pipefish), 1221 nucleotides long. The record is from RefSeq and is a predicted model, not a curated record. Lineage: Eukaryota; Metazoa; Chordata; Actinopteri; Syngnathiformes; Syngnathidae.
AUGAGUGGAUGUCCUUAUUUUGAGAAGAGGCAUUUAUUGUUUCGAAAUCAGCCUCAGGAGCCUAAAGAAGAGCAAGAUGUCUCUCAGGCAGGCAUCAACAAGGCCAGUAAAGGAGGUGUCAUCUAUGGAGAUUACCUCAAGCUGGAUCAAAUCGUGACAGCACAGGUGUUGCAGAGCGAGCUGAAGGGCAACAAGAUUCACGACGAGCAUCUCUUUAUUGUCACGCAUCAAGCUUACGAGCUAUGGUUCAAGCAAAUUCUAUUCGAGCUGGAUUCAGUCCGUGAGAUCUUCAUUGGUGGACAUGUGCGAGAUGAACGCAACAUGCUCAAAGUCAACAAUCGCAUCCACAGGAUCGUGGUCAUCCUCAGGGUGCUGGUAGAACAGUUCACCAUUCUUGAGACCAUGACAGCCUUGGACUUUUUUGAAUUCAGGGAAUAUCUGUCUCCGGCUUCUGGCUUCCAGAGUCUUCAGUUCCGUCUGUUGGAGAACAAAAUCGGAGUGCCCCACAACAUGAGAGUUCCUUACAACAGGCAACACUAUCGUGACAUUUUCAAGGGUCAGGACAGCGAGUUGCUACUCACUACCGAACAGGAACCCUCGCUCUUGAAAUUGGUCGAGGAGUGGCUGGAGAGGACUCCUGGCCUGGAAACAGAUGGCUUCAACUUCUGGGAGAGUCUGGAAAUCAACAUCUUUAACGGCAUACAUAAGGAAGAGCAGAAUAUUGAGCAAAUGUCAGACUGUGAGGACAAAGAGGAGAUGAUGGCUGAGUUGCUGAAGCAGAAGGAACUUUUCACUGCCUUGUUUGACAUCAAGCAUCAUGAGCACCUACUCGGUAAAGGUGAGAGGCGGCUAUCUUACAAAGCUCUACAAGGUGCUCUCAUGAUCUACUUCUAUAGGGAAGAGCCUCGGUUCCAGGUUCCUUUCCAGCUGCUCACCUCCCUAAUGGACAUCGACAUGCUCAUGACAAAAUGGAGAUACAAUCACGUAUGCAUGGUGCACCGGAUGAUUGGCAGCAAGGCGGGCACAGGGGGCUCGUCUGGAUACCACUACCUGAGAUCAACUGUCAGUGACCGCUACAAAGUCUUUGUGGACUUGUUCAACCUGGCCACGUACCUAGUGCCUCGCCAUUGGGUGCCCAAGUUGACUCCCGAUGUCCACACCUUCCUUUACACGGCUGAGUGCUGCGACAGCUCCUACUGCAGCAGCGAGGACUCGGACUAG